AUGGCCUCCUCUCUUCUUCUUCAACCAGCAGCAGAGAAAAAAAAAUCAACCACAGCAGUAGCAGCACCCGCAGGUCAGCAGCUGCAGACGAGCAAAGGACCUUGGCCUCCAAUAGUACCAGUCCCAGCAGCAGCCCUCAGCAGAAGCACAACCAACAGCAAGCAGCAGCAAGCACCAGUACAACACUCCUCUUCUCUUCAACCAGCGGAAACAGCAGUUCAGCAGCUUCGGCGGCAAAUUCAGCAGCAGCAGCACGGCAGAACAGUAGAGGAUCUCGUCUUGCCCGCAGCAGGGGAACUUGACCUGCCCGCAGCUUCUUCUCAGGCUCCGCCGCGCGAGUCCCCCGUGCAGCCGCCUCUCCUCUCCAGCUCUACUAGCUUCAGCGCCCCUCCGUGCGCUCCACACAGCCCCGCCGCGCUCGCACGUCCCAUGCGCAGCCGCGCGAGCAACUACCCUGCCACAGCAGCGCGAGCAGGCUCCUCCCGCCUGACCCCACCGGGCCCCACCGCCUCGCCGGCGAGCGACUACACCGGCGCCGCCGCAACCUGGCUCGAUACCAUGUUGAAUCGGGAGAAUACCUGUGCGUAUGUGUGA
Molecule: messenger RNA, 594 nt
Organism: Aegilops tauschii subsp. strangulata
Lineage: Eukaryota; Viridiplantae; Streptophyta; Magnoliopsida; Poales; Poaceae
Source: RefSeq, a predicted model, not a curated record